Drosophila innubila is the source of this 5591-nucleotide messenger RNA. RefSeq names its product protein sickie (gene sick). Bases 982 to 5127 code for a protein of 1381 amino acids. The transcript has 6 exons. Gene Ontology annotation, biological process: neurogenesis; nervous system development. The record is from RefSeq and is a predicted model, not a curated record. Lineage: Eukaryota; Metazoa; Arthropoda; Insecta; Diptera; Drosophilidae. Gene Ontology annotation, molecular function: ATP binding; ATP hydrolysis activity.
ACAGCGUCGACUUCUUAGCGAAACGGACGUACUGCGCGUCGCCCUCUAUUUUGUAUCUGUAGCGAAAAGUAUCUGAGAGCCGAGUAUCGUGUAGUACGUUAAACGUGAGAAUCGCUCAAGCUACGUACAUACGUGAUCGUGUUUGUUGUUUAUUUAUUUAACUGAUUACUGAAGUGUGUGAGGCCAAAUCCAAGCCAAGUGUUGCGUGAAUUGUGAUUUAAAGAAAGGUUCAUUGAGCAUAUUUUUGUUGUGUGUUGAAAAGCUUUAAAAAUCUAUAAAUAAAUUAUACCCAGGGCCUUUAAACGUGUUUAGUGUUUUUGUAACGUGCGAUAAGCGAAACGAAAAGAAAUAAAAUAACAGCAAAAUAAAUACAUAUUUAAUGGCAAACCGGUCGCUGGAUUCUACGGGUUCUCCGAGCAGUGUAAAGUUCAGCUGGUCAGUAAACAAAACAACAAAGUGAACCAAAAACAAAACCAAAAUCCAAAAAUCAUUCCAAUUAUCUGUCGUAUGUGACACGAAAAGAUAACAAGCGAAAUUGCAUACAACUGUUUAAGUUAACCGAAAGAUAAAAAGAUAAAAAUUAAAGCAAAUAAAUAAACAAAAUGUUGCCGCAACAUUUGCGAUGCGGAAGCUGAAGCACCAUAAAAAAUAAACAAACAACAACAACAAACUGUGCCAGCCAAAGAGUGAUCCAAUAAAAGACCCCCGGACCCAAAUUUCGUCCCGCUCAAAACCCCAAAGCGUGCUCAUUGCUAAAAGCCUAUCCAAUAUCCCCUAAUAUCAAGAGUGUCUACAGUGACUCGACUAAAGUUACAUACAAGUUGCACAAUCAGCGCAUCAAUUAAUCAAUGUGGCAAGUGAAAGACAAAAAAAAAAGAACAACAUGAAAACCUUAUGAAAAACCAAAGUUAAAAAUCCAAAACCAGAGCAGUGAACAAAGUCAAUCUCCAAAGUGGAAUCCACCAGAGACAACGUCAAACGAUGUCCGCUGCCAGCGCCAGCAAUCGACCUCCAACGUCGCCUCUGUACGAUGGUUAUGCGACAAUCCGAGCCCGUGGUCUGACCCGCUCCCGCUCCAUACGCGCCGCCGAGGUGACCGAGGCAGCAGCCGCCGCAAAGCCGCACGAACUGCAGGCGGCGGGCUUGAGGUUGGAGGCGGGGCAGCAGGGCCAGAGAAAGCGGACCGUCUCGCUUAGGAGCAACUACAGCCAGAGUUCGUCGCUGGGCGGCGGUCAUGGCGAGGAGAUCUAUGCGAGAGCCAAGCCCGUGCGUACUCCCACCAUUGGAUCCGACCUGGAGCCGAUCUAUGCCAGUGCCACGACAACGGCGUCGACCACCUCGGGAGGCGUUGGCUUUCGUCCUCUGUCGGAUGCGUCGAGCUCCUCGGGCGGCGGAUCGAUGCCCUGCGACUAUCAGAGCGUGAAGAAGAACUCCCGCUUCUCGCUGGAUUCCCUGCAGAGCAGUGCUACGCCCAAGACGCCUGACUAUAACACCGCCGGCGAGGAGGAGCACAUCUUUCUCUACACCGCACCGGAGAGUCCGAAGCGGAGACUCGACAGCGGACUUCGCAGCUCCUAUGACAGCUCGGAGCGGGUUUGCUACUCGCCGCUGCCGAGGCUGAGCUUCGAUAUGCAGGAACGCGACUCUCGGCGUGCCACACUGCGUCACAAUUCGGUCAGCUCGACGGGCAGUCGGCGACCCAUGACGCUGUCCCUGACGGAGUCGGUGCCGCUCUCUCCCACUGGACUUCCACCGCCAGCCCCUGUGCGCCGCGAGAGUCUCUAUGCCAAGCCAAAGAUCUAUGCCACGCCCACGCGCCCACCGACCACAAGACGCCUUAAUCUGUACGAGCUGCCCAUUGUGACGCAGCGCAGCAACAGCACCGAGUUGCUGGAGCGCUCCUACACCAGCCAGAGUCUAGCCACCAUUGACCAGGACGAGCUGCUCGUGGUGCCCAGUGCCAUGCCCAUGUUGCCAAGCGCCGUGGAUCGGCGCUACCACACCCUGGGCCACAUGCGGGUGAAGAGCAUGGGCGCCGGGUUGCACCGCAGUCUCGAUGUGCCCAUCGGUUCCAUGCUGGACAUGACCGCCCACUGGGCACAUCACGGCAAUCACAAGUCCGCCGGCAACAUCUAUGCCUCCGCCGAUGCGGCGGUGAGCGACCUAAACCGCAUGGCACCCGAGUACAUGGAUCCCCUGGACUUUAAGAUCGGCUGCCAGACAACCCUGAGGAGCAAGCCAUUGAUUCCCUGGUACGAGCUGGCCAUAAGGCGGGAUUUCAAGCGACAGUCGUGUCCGCCCAUGAGCGGAGCACUCACUUUGCCCACGUCGCCACAGUUGGAUGACCAGGCGCAUGUGGUGUCCGCAUUUGAGCAGUCGCUCUCCAACAUGACGAAUCGCCUGCAGCAGCUGACGGCGACGGCGGAGCGAAAGGAUGGCGAACUGACUGACAUGCGGCAGACAAUUGAGUUGUUGCGCAAGCAGUCCAUCCAGGCGGGACUCACAACUGCCCACAUGCAGAGCAUGGGCGUCCAGACGCAGGGGCAGACCCAAAACGAGCUGAUGUUGCAGCAGAAGCCGCCUCCAGUGCCGACUGGCAAUGCACGACCAGGUCAUGCCAAUGGCAACACCAAUCCCAAUCUCAAUCCCAAUCCUAAUUCCAAUGGCAAUGGCUUGGGGAUGGGAAUAGGAAUAGGGAUGCAGAGACAGCACAGCACGGAUUCGAUGUGCUCCUUAAACUCCAUCAGUUCGGGCUGCUCGGCGGCACAGGAUAAGAACAAGGCGAACAAGAAGAAGGGCUGGCUGAGGAGCAGCUUCACCAAGGCGUUCUCCCGCAAUGCCAAGAUCUCUAAGACCAGUCGCCAUGUGGGACAGCACCAUCAUCAGCAUGAGCAUAGCUCCAGCAAGACGCCACUCCACAAUGGUCAUGGACAUGGACUCGGACAUGGCGAUGGUCCUUUGGGUCUGGCAGCAUUGGCCACUCAGCCAGCGCCUCCUUUGCCUGUGGCGAAUGCGUCCAGCAAGCAGAGUAGUCCUGCCAAAACGGUGACCCUCAUUGACAACGCCAAGCCCAUUGAUGCCAUUGACCCGGAGGAUCAGCAGGUGGUCGAGGAUCUGAAGAAGCAACUGAGAGAAAAGGACCUCGUCCUGACGGAUAUCCGCCUGGAGGCGCUCAGUUCCGCUUCGCAGCUGGAGAGCCUCAAGGAUAUGAUGAACAAAAUGCGCUCCGAGAUGAUGUCCCUCAAGCAGAACAAUGAGCGUCUCCAAAAGCUGGUUACCAGUCGCUCGCUGGCCGGAUCCGAGGCUAGCCUGGGCCAGGCCAUCAGUCCCAAUGGUUCCCUGGGUGGAGGUGGCAACGCUUCGGAUGCCUCGCGUCGUUACUCGCUGGCCGAUGGCAAUGCUCGUCCGCCCAUGGAGCUUCCUCCUCGUCUGACCGAGGAACUAGAAGAGGAAUGCAUGCCGCCGGCACCAGCUCCAGAGCCACCACCACCUCCAGCACCCAGUGCAGGCGCCGUGGCACCGUUGAGUCCAAACACCCACAUUGAUCUGACACCACCGCCGCCAGCCUUGGAGACAGCACAGCUGAGCAGUCCAGUGCAUAUGGCUAGUGCUGUCGAGGAGUUGCCGGAUGUAUGCGAUGGCAAGAAGAUUGCCAUUGCCUGUUACUUGGGACAGCCCGAAUCCUUUGCCAAGUACUGUGAUGAGCUGCUCGAGCUGGACGACUUUUAUGCGAAUGGCGCCAUCAUCGCCAGUCACGAGGCGGAUGCCCAGGCACAACCGGGUGACCGUCAAGGAGCUGCCUUCACGGCCGCCAGUUGCAAUGAGUUCGUUAUCGCCUGCACAUACAUCUCGGGCAAGACGUCCUGGCAGAACCUGGACUACAUUGUGCGCAAGACCUUCAAGGAUUAUGUGGCACGCAUUGAUCCCGGCACCAAUUUGGGCCUCAACACGGACUCCAUAACGUCGUAUCAUUUGGGUGAGGCCAAACGUGGUCCUGAAAUGGGUUUCCCGGAGCUUCUGCCCUGCGGCUACAUUGUGGGCAAUGUGAAGACCCUCUACAUCUGCCUACAGGGUGUUGGCAGCCUGGCCUUCGACAGCCUCAUUCCCCGCAGCAUUGUACAUCGCUAUAUAAGUCUGCUCACCGAACAUCGACGCCUCAUUCUGUGCGGUCCCAGCGGCACUGGCAAAUCCUAUCUGGCUCGCCGCCUGGCCGAGUUCCUUGUGGCACGUGCCGGCCGUGGCAAUCCGUCGGAGGCCAUAGCCACGUUCAACGUGGAUCACAAGACCUCAAAGGAUCUGCGUCAAUAUCUGGGACACAUUGCCGAGCAGGCGGCCAUUGCCAAUGGCGUCUCGGAGCUGCCAUCUGUGAUCAUAUUGGACAAUCUGCAUCAUGCCUCAGCGCUGGGCGAUGUCUUCUCCUGUCUGCUCAGCGCUGGACCGGCCACCAAGCUGCCCUGCAUCAUUGGCACCAUGUCGCAGGCGACCUGUAACACCACCAAUCUCCAGCUGCAUCAUAACUUCCGCUGGGUGCUCACAGCGAAUCACAUGGAACCGGUUAAGGGAUUCCUGGGUCGAUUCUUGCGUCGCCGUCUGUUUCAACUGGAGCUGCAGACGCAACACUCACAGCCGGAGCUGGCUGCGGUGCUGGCCUGGUUACCAUCUGUGUGGCAGCACAUCAAUCGCUUUCUCGAGGUGCACAGCUCCAGUGAUGUGACCAUUGGACCACGUCUAUUUCUCUCCUGUCCACUGGACCUCAAGGACUCCCAAGUGUGGUUCACCGACAUUUGGAACUAUCAUUUGUCGCCCUACCUCGUCGAGGCGGUGCGUGAGGGAGUCCAGCUCUACGGACGACGCGGCGGCGCGUGGAACGAUCCGUCGGCCUUCAUACGCAACUCAUAUCCCUGGCCUUAUGGCCCCGACUCUGUGCCGCCACUGCGCCAGAUCAAUGCCGAGGAUGUGGGCCUAGAAGGCGUGGCCCUCAGCAAUGGCGAGCAACAGGAUCCAUUGCUAAACAUGUUGAUGCGACUGCAAGAGGCUGCCAACUACUCCGAGAAUCAGGAUCCAGAAUCCGACUGUGCCAGCUUGGACUCCAAUGUUACUCCAGACAGCUCGGCGGGAGCUGAGUAGAAUGCCCCUAAAAAUAUAUAUAAAUAAUAAACAAACAACUUCGUACAUGCCAAAUUUACACGUAUGCGUUGUAACUGAACGCUAAUGGAAACUGCCCCCCACACACACGCACCACACACACUAUACACACACUUGAUGAUCAAUCACACAAAUGAAAUUUCUUGCACUACUUUCGCGAACAAGUUCAAAAGCAGUUCCAAGAAGUUCACAUUUGCACCAAUCUAUAAAUCCAUUAAUCUACCAUCCUUUUAACACUCGCCAGCAUCCGGUUAAUAUAAAUUGCACUUUUUAGCGCACUUGUUAAAAAUGCAAAUUGUCCCAAAACAAAAAACAAAAAAAAUUCAAAAGAAAAUACACAAAAAUAGCACUCAUUCCACUAUUCAUUCUAUUCACUGUUUUUCUUCAAAUCAAUAUGGUGACCAUUUGCGUAAGGUCAACACGACCCGAUAAAAAAAAUAGUAAAA